UCAAGGAUGGAACACGCUUACUCUUUGGCUGGACUCCUUCUGCUCAUCAUCAUCCAAAGCAGUUGGCAGGUGCCGGACCAACAUACAAACGCGAUCGAGAACUCCUUUUCAAGUGAACCUCUCGAGCUUUCCAGCAUGAAGCGACAUUCAGAGGGAACGUUUUCCAACGACUACAGUAAAUACCUGGAAACGAGAAGAGCGCAAGACUUUGUUCAGUGGCUCAAGAACUCAAAACGAAACGGAAGUGUAAUUCGGCGCCAUGCGGACGGCACCUACACCAGCGACAUGAGUGCCUACCUUCAGGACCAGGCAGCCAAGGAGUUUGUGAGCUGGCUCAAGGCCGGGCGAGGCAGACGGCAGUAG
Molecule: messenger RNA, 363 nt
Organism: Syngnathus typhle (broad-nosed pipefish)
Lineage: Eukaryota; Metazoa; Chordata; Actinopteri; Syngnathiformes; Syngnathidae
Gene: gcgb
Product: glucagon b
Exons: 3
Coding region: 7-363 (118 amino acids)
Biological process (GO): response to starvation
Cellular component (GO): extracellular region
Molecular function (GO): hormone activity; glucagon receptor binding
Source: RefSeq, a predicted model, not a curated record